GCUGUGUUGGGUCUUCAUCUCCGUGCGAGGGCCCCCCCCAAGCUGUGGCAAGCGGGGGCCACUCUUCAUUGCGGUGCGCAGGCCUCUCACUGUCACGGCCUCUCUUGUUGCCGAGCACAGGCUCCAGACGCGCAGGCUCAGUAAUUGUGGCUCACGGGCUUUGUCGCUCCGCGGCAUGUGGGAUCCUCCCAGGCCAGGGCUCGAACCCGUGUCCCCUGCAUUGGCAGGCAGACUCCCAACCACUGCGCCACCAGGGAAGCCCUCCACCAAUUUUCAAAUCCCAGGCUGUGUGCCCCCCUCUCCGUGUCACGUCUCUGCAGAGGAGUCCCUUCCCCCUUUGAAGUAGCGGGUGUGGCUAUUGCUGGACUACGGAAGCUGAUCCAGCCAUGGCGACUCCGUCUGCUGCCUUUGAGGCCCUUAUGAAUGGAGUGACAAGCUGGGAUGUCCCCGAAGAUGCCAUCCCGUGUGAACUGCUUCUAAUUGGAGAGGCGUCCUUCCCGGUGAUGGUGAAUGACAUGGGCCAGGUCCUCAUUGCUGCCUCUUCCUAUGGCCGAGGCCGCCUGGUGGUGGUGUCCCACGAGGACUACUUGGUGGAGGCCCAGCUCACUCCUUUUCUCCUCAAUGCAGUGGGUUGGCUUUGCUCUUCCCCUGGGGCUCCUGUUGGUGUACACCCAUCCCUGGCACCUCUGGCCAAAAUCCUUGAGGGCUCUGGUAUAGAGGCAAAGGUUGAACCAGAAGUGAAAGACUCCCUGGGGGUUUACUGUAUUGAUGCCUACAGCGAAACCAUGACUGAAAAGUUGGUCAAGUUCAUGAAACGUGGAGGGGGCUUGCUAAUUGGAGGCCAAGCCUGGGAUUGGACCAACCAGGGCGACGAUGAAAGGGUUCUGUUCACGUUCCCUGGGAACCUUGUGACCAGCGUGGCCGGCGUGUACUUCACCGACAAUAAAGGGGACACGAGUUUCUUUAAAGUCUCUAAGAAGAUGCCCAAGAUCCCCGUCUUAGUUAGUUGUGAAGACGAUCUCUCUGAGGACAGAGAUGAACUCCUGCAUGGGAUUUCUGAGCUGGACAUCAGCAACUCGGACUGCUUCCCGUCCCAGCUGCUAGUGCACGGGGCUUUAGCCUUUCCCCUGGGGCUGGAUUCCUACCACGGCUGUGUCAUAGCGGCUGCCCGCUACGGCCGGGGCCGGGUGGUCGUGACUGGCCACAAGGUCCUUUUCACCGUUGGUAAACUGGGCCCCUUUCUGCUCAAUGCUGUCCGCUGGCUGGACGCGGGCCGCAGAGGCAAGAUCGUGGUGCAGACAGAACUGAGGACUCUGAGCGGCCUGCUUGCAGUGGGGGGCAUAGACAGCAGCAUUGAGCCCAAUCUGACCAGCGAUGCCAGUGUCUAUUGCUUUGAGCCCGUGAGUGAUGUGGGAGUCAAGGAGCUGCAGGAAUUUGUAGCAGAGGGCGGGGGCCUGUUUGUUGGAGCCCAAGCCUGGUGGUGGGCCUUCAAGAACCCAGGAGUGUCCCCUUUGGCUCGGUUCCCAGGAAACCUCCUCCUCAACCCCUUUGGCAUUAGCAUCACCAGCCAAAGCCUCAACCCCGGGCCCUUUCGUACUCCUAAGGCAGGGAUAAGGACCUAUCAUUUCCGUUCCACCCUGGCCGAGUUCCAGGUUAUAAUGGGCAGGAAGAGAGGGAACGUAGAAAAGGGCUGGUUGGCAAAGCUGGGACCGGAUGGCGCAGCUUUCCUGCAGAUCCCCGCAGAAGAGAUCCCUGCCUACACGUCGGUGCAUCGGCUCCUAAGGAAGCUGCUAAGUCGCUAUCGGCUCCCAGUAGCGACCCGAGAGAACCCUGUCAUCAACGACUGCUGUAGGGGUGCUAUGCUCUCCCUGGCCACUGGGCUGGCCCACUCUGGAAGUGACCUCUCUCUGUUAGUCCCAGAAAUUGAAGAUAUGUACAGCAGCCCCUACCUGCGCCCCUCGGAAUCUCCUAUCACUGUUGAGGUCAACUGCAACAAUCCAGGCACCAGGUAUUGCUGGAUGAGCACCGGGCUCUACAUACCCGGGAGGCAGAUUAUAGAGGUCUCGCUGCCCGAAGCUGCUGCCUCUGCUGACCUGAAGGUACAGAUUGGCUGCCACACCGAUGACCUGACCAGGGCCAGCAAGCUGUUCCGAGGCCCCCUUGUGAUUAACCGCUGCUGCCUGGACAAGCCCACAAAGUCGAUCACCUGCCUCUGGGGGGGCCUCCUGUACAUCAUUGUGCCUCAGAGCAGCAAGCUGGGCUCUGUGCCCGUCACGGUUAAGGGGGCUGUGCAUGCUCCCUACUACAGGCUAGGGGAGACAUCCCAGGAGGAAUGGAAGAGGCGUAUCCAGGAGAAUCCAGGUCCCUGGGGAGAGCUGGCUACAGACAACAUCAUCUUGACAGUGCCAACCGCAAACCUUCGCACUCUGGAGAACCCUGAGCCACUGCUACGCCUCUGGGACGAGGUGAUGCAGGCCGUGGCCCGGCUCGGGGCUGAGCCUUUCCCCCUCCGUCUGCCUCAGAGGAUCGUUGCCGACGUGCAGAUCUCAGUCGGCUGGAUGCACGCAGGCUACCCCAUCAUGUGUCACCUGGAGUCGGUGCAGGAGCUCAUCAGUGAGAAACUCAUCAGAACCAAGGGGCUGUGGGGCCCUGUGCACGAGCUGGGCCGCAACCAGCAGCGGCAGGAGUGGGAGUUCCCCCCGCACACCACCGAGGCCACCUGCAACCUGUGGUGUGUCUACGUGCAUGAGACGGUCCUGGGCAUCCCUCGAGGACGAGCCAAUAUCGCUCUGUGGCCCCCAGUUCGGGAGAAGAGAGUCAGAAUCUACCUGGGCAAGGGUCCCAAUGUGAAAAACUGGAACGCGUGGACGGCCCUGGAAACGUACUUACAGCUCCAGGAGGCCUUUGGGUGGGAGCCGUUCAUCCGUCUCUUCACUGAGUAUAGGAACCAGACCAACUUGCCCACAGACAAUGUCGACAAAAUGAAUCUGUGGGUGAAGAUGUUCUCCCACCAAGUGCAGAAGAAUCUGGCUCCGUUCUUUGAGGCCUGGGCCUGGCCGAUCCAGAAGGAAGUGGCAACCAGCCUGGCCUAUCUGCCUGAGUGGAAGGAAAAUAUUAUGAAAUUGUACCUCCUCACACAGAUGCCCCACUGAAACCGAAGUCAAGAAACGUAAAAGAGAAUUGACACAUCUCAGCAAAGAAAACUGAAGGAAUUUGGUUAUAAGUGAAGAAGAUCUCAACACAUUUCUGGAAGAGAGAAAGUGGAAGAAGUGAUAAUGAAAGAGUGCAGCUCCUUUCAGACGGAAUAUAAGCUGAUCUGAACACGUAACCCCAAAGAGAUUUGGGCACCUGAAAAGUCUGUCUACUAAAGAAUUAUGUCAGUUGUGAAAUUGAACCCCAUCUCAUUCUACCCCAACCUUUGCACAGAAUACAGGCAACCUACCACUGGUUUCUGUUAAGUCUGUUGUUAUUGUUGUUGUUUGUGUAAAGGAAUCGAAUAAACUGCUUGAGGAGA
Messenger RNA from Balaenoptera acutorostrata (minke whale), 3514 nucleotides. RefSeq names its product TRPM8 channel-associated factor 1. Gene Ontology annotation, biological process: positive regulation of anion channel activity. NCBI's taxonomy places the organism in Eukaryota, Metazoa, Chordata, Mammalia, Artiodactyla, Balaenopteridae. The record is from RefSeq and is a predicted model, not a curated record. The transcript is spliced from 9 exons. Bases 387 to 3152 code for a protein of 921 amino acids.